AUGGCGGCGUUAAGCUUCACUGUCAACGCGGGGAGCCCCCCGCUCGGAGCUCUUCUGACAGUGGAGCAUGUGAAGAAUGAUCUUGAAAUUUCAGUGGAAGAAGGCAAAGAAACCAUCCUUCGUGUGUCCGAGAAUGUUUCAUUUACUGAUGUGAAUUCAAUAGCUCGCUAUCUGGCUAGAGCUGCUGGUUCUGCUGGGUUGUAUGGUUUGAAUCUCUUGGAACACACUGAGAUUGACCAUUGGCUGGAGUUUAGUGCCACAAAGUUAUCUACAGCUGGCCAGUUUCUUUCAGCGGUCCAAGAGCUCAACCACUGCCUGUCUCUAAGAACAUACUUGGUGGGAAACUCCCUGAGUCUUGCAGACUUGUGUGUCUGGGCUGUACUAAAAGAUAAUAACGUAUGGCAAGAGCAACUGGAACAAAACAAAGCUCCUGUCCAUGCAAAGCGAUGGUAUGGCUUUCUUGAGGUACAGCCUGCUUUUCAGUCAGUAGGAGCCAAGUGGGCUUCUGGUGCACCAAAAGUUAAAAUGGCAACAGAAAAGAAAGCAGAUGUUGGGAAGUUUGUUGAGCUUCCUGGUGCAGAGAUGGGAAAGGUCAUUGUAAGGUUUCCUCCUGAAGCAAGUGGGUAUCUGCAUAUCGGUCAUGCCAAAGCUGCCCUGCUGAAUCAGCACUACCAAGUUAACUUUAAAGGAAAACUUAUUAUGAGGUUUGAUGACACAAAUCCAGAAAAAGAGAAAGAAGACUUUGAAAAGGUUAUUCUUGAAGAUGUUGCAAUGCUGCACAUCAAACCAGAUCAAUUUACAUAUACCUCAGAUCACUUUGAAACAAUAAUGAAGUAUGCUGAGAAGCUUAUUCAAGAAGGGAAGGCAUAUGUGGAUGACACUCCUGCAGAACAAAUGAAGGCAGAGCGCGAGCAAAGAGUGGAGUCUAAACACAGAAAUAAUUGUGUUAAUAAGAAUCUGCAAAUGUGGGAAGAAAUGAAAAAGGGAACAGAAUAUGGACAAACCUGUUGUCUACGAGCAAAAAUAGAUAUGAGUAGUAACAAUGGAUGUAUGAGGGAUCCAACUCUUUAUCGUUGUAAAAACCAGCCUCACCCACGUACUGGAAAUACCUACAAGGUUUAUCCCACAUAUGACUUUGCCUGCCCCAUCGUUGACAGUAUUGAAGGUGUCACACACGCAUUGAGAACAACUGAAUACCAUGACAGAGAUGAACAGUUCUACUGGAUCAUUGAGGCACUGGGCAUAAGGAAGCCCUAUAUAUGGGAGUACAGCCGGCUAAACCUCAACAACACCGUGCUCUCUAAGAGAAAGCUUACGUGGUUUGUCAACGAAGGGCUUGUGGAUGGAUGGGAUGACCCAAGAUUUCCCACUGUGCGUGGUGUCCUAAGAAGAGGCAUGACAGUUGAAGGGCUGAAACAGUUUAUUGCUGCUCAGGGCUCCUCUCGAUCCGUUGUGAAUAUGGAGUGGGACAAAAUUUGGUCCUUUAACAAAAAGGUUAUAGAUCCAGUAGCACCUCGCUACACUGCCUUGCUGAAAGAUGCAGUGGUCCCAGUAAAUAUUCCUGAAGCUCAAGAAGAGAUGAAGGAAGUGGCUAAACAUCCAAAGAAUGCUGAUGUUGGGUUGAAACCUGUGUGGUAUGGCUCCAAAGUCCUGAUCGAGGGUGCAGAUGCAGAGACCCUGACAGAAGGAGAGGUGGUUACAUUCAUAAAUUGGGGCAAUAUUGUCAUCACCAAGUUAAACAGAAAUUCAAGUGGAAAAAUUGUGUCCAUUGAUGCCAAGUUGAACUUAGAAAAUAAAGACUUCAAAAAAACGACUAAGAUCACUUGGUUAGCAGAAACUCCACGUGCACCACUCAUCCCAACUGUCUGUGUUAAUUAUGAGCAUCUGAUCACUAAGCCAGUUCUAGGUAAAGAUGAAGACUUCAAGCAAUAUAUCAACCAAAACAGUAAGCAAGAAGAAAUGAUGUUAGGUGAUCCAUGCCUUAGGGACUUAAAAAAAGGGGACAUCAUCCAGCUUCAAAGGAGAGGAUUUUAUAUUUGUGAUCAGCCCUAUGAGCCAGUGAGUCCUUACAGCUGUAAAGAUGCCCCAUGCAUUUUGAUUUACAUCCCUGAUGGGCAUACUAAGGAAAUGCCAACAUCUGGGUCAAAAGAGAAGACCAAAGCUGAAACUGCAAAGAAAGAGGCUAGUUCAUCUGUAAAAGGAAAAUCCACUUCACUUGUUAGUGAUACCUCAACUCCAACUUGUACUCCAUCUGAAGGUCACCUGGUCAUUUACAACAAGGUGUCUGCACAGGGUGAUAUAGUCAGAGACUUGAAAGCUAAGAAGGCACCAAAAGAAGAUAUUGAUAAGGCUGUGAAACAGUUGCUGGCCUUGAAAGCAGAAUACAAAGAGAAGACAGGUCAGGAGUAUAAGCCUGGAAAUCCUCCAGUACCUAUAACUGAACAGUCUUCAAAGCUUCAGAUGUCUGGUACCUUGGACAGCAGAGCUCUGUAUGAUAAAGUAGCAGAGCAAGGAGAAGUAGUCCGAAAACUGAAAGCUGAGAAAGCACCUAAGGAUGAAAUAGAUGAAGCAGUAAAACUCCUUCUUUCUCUAAAAGCUGACUACAAGGAAAAGACUGGGCAGGACUACAAGCCAGGACACCCACCAGCAGCUCAAGGUGCUUUGCCUCAGGCAUCAAACACAGUACCCAGUGGUCCAGACACACCUGAAGCUAAAGCUCUGUUUAGCGAAGUGGCUCUUCAAGGAGAUGAAGUUAGGAGACUGAAGUCAGAAAAAGCAGAAAAGGAAAAGAUAGAUGCAGCUGUAAAAGAACUUCUCCAGUUGAAGGCCCAGUAUAAGUCUGUUGCAGGAGUUGAAUAUAAACCAGUUUCUGCUAGUGGUGUUGAUGACAAAGACAAGAAGAAGAAAGAGAAAGACAACAAGUCUGAAAAGCAGAGUAAGCAACAGAAGCAAAAUGAUGGCCCAAAGAAAGAAUCUUUGCAAGGACAGAGUGGUAAUGAGCUCUCCUCAAGUGGAUCAGGAGAGGGUCAAGGCCCUAAGAAACAAACCAGGCUGGGUCUAGAAGCUAAAAAAGAAGAAAAUCUUGCAGACUGGUUCUCUCAGGUGAUCACAAAAUCUGAGAUGAUUGAAUACUACGACGUGAGUGGCUGUUAUGUUCUUCGUCCUUGGGCGUAUGCUAUUUGGGAAGCUAUCAAGGACUUCUUUGAUGCAGAGAUCAAGAAACUUGGAGUGGAAAACUGUUACUUCCCCAUGUUUGUGUCUCAGGCUGCCCUAGAGAAAGAGAAGACCCAUAUUGCUGACUUUGCUCCUGAGGUUGCUUGGGUCACAAAAUCUGGGAAAACAGAUCUGGCUGAACCCAUUGCUAUACGUCCCACAAGUGAAACAGUUAUGUAUCCUGUCUAUGCAAAGUGGGUGCAGUCACACAGGGAUCUUCCUAUCAAGCUUAAUCAGUGGUGCAAUGUUGUGCGUUGGGAGUUCAAACAUCCCCAACCUUUCCUUCGCACUCGUGAGUUCCUGUGGCAAGAAGGUCACACUGCAUUUGCAACGUAUGAGGAAGCAGCAGAGGAGGUGAUGCAAAUACUUGAUCUGUAUGCCCAAGUGUAUGAAGAUCUCCUAGCAAUACCUGUUGUGAAAGGAAGAAAGACUGAGAAGGAGAAAUUCGCUGGGGGUGAUUAUACAACCACUGUAGAGGCAUUUAUAUCUGCCAGUGGAAGAGCUAUUCAGGGAGCAACGUCACAUCAUCUGGGGCAGAAUUUCUCAAAGAUGUUUGAAAUUGUGUUUGAAGAUCCCAAGAAACCAGGAGAGAAGCAGUUUGCUUAUCAGAAUUCCUGGGGCAUUACAACUCGAACUAUUGGUGUCAUGACAAUGAUUCAUGGAGAUAACAUGGGACUGGUGCUCCCACCUCGAGUAGCCUGUGUUCAGGUUGUAAUUAUCCCCUGUGGUAUCACAAAUUCUCUUUCUGAAGAAGACAAAGAGGCUUUAUUGAAGAAAUGUAACGAAUAUCGGAAUAGGCUGCUUGGUGUCAAUAUCCGCGUACGAGCUGAUUUAAGAGACAACUAUUCACCUGGGUGGAAGUUCAACCACUGGGAACUUAAGGGUGUUCCAGUCAGGAUUGAGGUGGGACCACGAGACAUGAAAAGCCAGCAGUUUGUAGCUGUUAGAAGAGACACAGGACAGAAGCUGACCUUUUCUGAACAUGAAGCAGAAGACAGACUGAAGCAGAUUUUGGAGGAGAUCCAUGCUAACCUUUACAAGAGAGCUUCUGAGGACCUGAAAAGUCAUAUGGUGGUGGCAAAUACUAUGGAGGACUUUCAAAAAGAGCUCGACUUAGGAAAGAUUGUACAAAUCCCUUUUUGUGGGGAAAUCGAUUGCGAGGAUUGGAUCAAGAAGACCACUGCCAGGGAUCAAGAUCUUGAGCCUGGUGCCCCCUCCAUGGGAGCAAAAAGCCUCUGCAUACCUUUCCAGCCUCUCCGUGAACUACAGUGUGGAGCAAGAUGUGUCUGUGGCAAAAACCCUGCCAAGUUUUACACCCUAUUUGGUCGUAGCUACUAAAUUACUGGUGAAAGCUCCUUCUCCUUUAUCUGUGAAUUGAACUUUUUUUAAUAAGACUGAGGUAGCCCCCAAACUUAAUCAGUUUUGCGACUUUUUAAAUGAUUCAGCAAACAAAGCCAUAAACCAUAAUGUCCCCUCCUCUCCCUGUCCCCCAGUUGUCAAUCUUAGGCUAGGAGUAAUUCACAGAUUUUUCUGUAAACAUCUCUACUAAUAAACCUGU
This is a messenger RNA of Indicator indicator, 4771 nucleotides long. It is a transcript of the gene EPRS1, whose product is annotated as glutamyl-prolyl-tRNA synthetase 1. Gene Ontology annotation, molecular function: glutamate-tRNA ligase activity; proline-tRNA ligase activity; ATP binding. The transcript is spliced from 32 exons. The record is from RefSeq and is a predicted model, not a curated record. NCBI's taxonomy places the organism in Eukaryota, Metazoa, Chordata, Aves, Piciformes, Indicatoridae. Gene Ontology annotation, biological process: prolyl-tRNA aminoacylation; translation; glutamyl-tRNA aminoacylation. Gene Ontology annotation, cellular component: aminoacyl-tRNA synthetase multienzyme complex; cytoplasm. Bases 1 to 4551 code for a protein of 1516 amino acids.